Camellia sinensis is the source of this 2017-nucleotide messenger RNA. Lineage: Eukaryota; Viridiplantae; Streptophyta; Magnoliopsida; Ericales; Theaceae. The record is from RefSeq and is a predicted model, not a curated record.
UAACAUUUCUAUUAUCGGCAGAGAUAAAGACUAUAUAAAAGACUUUUCAAAAAUCCACCACUGGUCCAAAAAAAAUAAUAAAAAAAAAAAAAUUGCACCACACAUUGCCACUAUCUAAAAAGUUAAUUGCUCACCAUUCUUGACCAUGAUGUUGAAUUGUUUUUUCUCUUCAUCCCAUUUUUUUCUCUUAUUGAUGUUAACACUUGCUGUUUAUUAAUUUAGUUGUCAGUUUAAUUACUCAACUCAAAUGGAGACAAAAAGAGGUUGUUGAUUGAUGAUCUUGGGCUAAAAGGGUAGUACUAGUGUUGGUGAAGGGAAGUGUUUGGAGGAAAAGAAAGGAAAAUCUGGUAGUUAUGGAAGAAGAAGACAAUACUUAUCAAGAAAAUCAUGGUUGUUUGUUAAAAGCAGCUAGGAAAGUCAGUGUUUUAGUAACAAAGAUGGUGGAGUUGCCGAUGAAGAUCAGAGCUCCGGUGAGAGCUUCCAUCAUCUUGUUCCUCAUCCUCUUGACUGCUGCCCUUUUAUCACUCCAUUGGAUUGAUGCUGUGCCUCCUGCUAUUACAGAUAUGUCAUUCCAAGAGGCAUUUCUACCCUCCAUAACUUCCAAUACAUCUUGGGCUGGGAUCAAUUGCUCAUUCACAUGCCCUACACCUUCUCCAGCAACAAUCAAGCCAAAUGAAUCCUCAUCCUCCGAGGUGUGCCCAGAGUACUUCCGGUGGAUCCACGAAGAUCUUAAGCCAUGGAAAAAGAAAGGAAUCACAAAGAAAAUGGUGGAAAGUAUUCAAAGUGAAGCACAUAUUAGAAUAAUUGUAGUGAAUGGAAGAUUGUAUGUGAGGAAGUAUAGAGGGGUGUACCAAACAAGAGAUGUGUUCACUGUGUGGGGCAUAUUGCAGCUGAUGAAGUUGUACCCUGGAAAGUUACCAGACUUGGAUAUCAUGUUUGAAUGUAGUGACAGACCAGUGAUUCAAAAGACGAACUAUGGUGGAUCAAAAGUGCCUCCAAUGUUUCAUUACUGUGGGAGUGAUUCAACUCUGGAUAUAGCUUUUCCUGACUGGUCCUUUUGGGGUUGGCCAGAGGUGUAUAUAAAGCCAUGGGAAACCCUGAGGAAGGAUCUAGAAGAAGGCAACAAGAGAGUGAAGUGGAUUGAUAGGUUACCCUAUGCUUAUUGGAAAGGGAACUCGUGGGUUAGUUCAGUCAGAAAUGAGCUUCUCAAAUGCAAUGUCACUGACAAACAGGAUUGGGGUGCACUCGUUUAUCAGCUGGAUUGGGAACUUGCGCGUGAAGAGAGGUAUAAAAAUACAAAUUUGGCAAACCAAUGCACUCAUAGAUAUAAGAUUUAUGCUGAAGGAGUUGCAUGGUCUGUAAGUCAAAAAUAUAUUCUGGCAUGUGAUUCAAUGAGUUUGCUGAUAGCACCCCACUUUUACGAAUUUUUCACAAGAAGUUUACUACCCACAAUUCACUAUUUGCCAAUCAAUGAGAUGGACAUGUGCAGAUCUAUCAAGUUUGCCGUUGACUGGGGAAACAAAUACCCACAAAAGGCUCAAGAGAUUGGCAAGGUAGGGAGCAAAUUCAUUCUAGAUGAGCUAAAAAUGAAGAAUGUAUAUGAUUACAUGUUUCAUUUGCUAUAUGGAUAUGGAAAGCUUCUAAAAUACAAACCGAUUGUACCUAAAGGAUCAACCGAAGUGUGUUUAGAGACAUUGGCAUGUUCUGGAAGCGAGUUGGAGAAGAAGUUCAAGAUGAUUUCCAUGGUGAGCGGUCCAAGAGAUACGAGCCCUUGCACCAUGCCUGCAGCUUAUGAUCCUACAACUCUUCAAUCAUUUCUUGAGAGGAAAGCAAACCUAACAAAGCAAGUAGAGAGAUGGGAGGCAAGUGAACAUACAUAAUUGUAAGAGACAAAUUUAGAAAAAAAAUUCCAAGUAGUUUUUUUGCCUCAUUGUGUACGCUAUAAGAAAAAGGAUUACUAAUUGUCAGUCCUUGCACACGAAUUUUAUUUUAUUUUUUUGGAGUUCGUUUUGAUGAA